Molecule: messenger RNA, 1350 nt
Organism: Brassica oleracea var. oleracea
Lineage: Eukaryota; Viridiplantae; Streptophyta; Magnoliopsida; Brassicales; Brassicaceae
Product: lactosylceramide 4-alpha-galactosyltransferase-like
Exons: 1
Coding region: 34-1350 (438 amino acids)
Source: RefSeq, a predicted model, not a curated record
UUUUGCAAACAUUGUUUGAAGAAAACACAAAAGAUGGAAGAGAGCAGAAGAACAGAACAAGCUGGGUUAUUGCAGAGCUUGAAAAGGUUGAUCGUCUCUUUUGUUUGUUGUCUUCCGAUGUCUCUUCUAGGUCUUCUUAUCAUGCUUCUCUUAAUCUACAACAGUUUCUCUGUCUUCUGUUUUCAUCUUGAUCCAGUCCCACCAAUUAAGUCCACUCCUUCACUUAAUCAUCACCAGGUUCUUCAUCAUCAUCCGUCAGUAUCAUUACCAUCAACAGCAACACUGACAUCAUCAUCUAAGUCAGAUUCUUUGUUGUUGCUUGCGGUGAAAGAAACCUCUUCAGGGUUCAUACAGAAGCAGAACGUUUCGUCGACGAAUGCAGAGAGAAGAGACGAGUUAACACCCGUGACGACACAGAAGCCACAAGGAAAAUCAAAAGAGAGAUUCAAGACGAGGAUCAAGUCAUUCUUGUAUAAAUCCUCAUGUGAGUCCCUGUUCUUCAUGACCUGGAUCUCCUCCAUCGAAUCUUUUGGAGAUAGAGAACGUUUCACAAUAGAGAGUCUCUUCAAUUCUCACCCAAAUAGCUGUUUGAUCUUGGUCUCAAACUCACUUGACUGUGAGAGAGGAACAAUAAUCUUGAAACCCUUUACGGACAAAGGGCUUAAAGUGCUAGCGAUUACACCUGACUUCUCUUACAUCUUCAAAGACACAUCAGCAGAAAAAUGGUUUGAAAGGUUGAAGAAAGGAAUGUUCAGUCCUGGAGUGAUUCCAUUUGAGCAAAACCUCUCUAACCUUCUAAGAUUAGUCUUGCUCUACAAAUUUGGAGGAAUCUACUUAGAUACGGACUUCAUAAUCCUCAAAUCUCUCACCAACCUCCACAACGUAAUCGGAGCACAAGCAGUUGACCUGGUUACAAGAAAAUGGAGCAGGCUGAAUAACGCUGUGCUCAUCUUUGACAAGAACCAUCCUCUGCUUGAAAGGUUCAUCAACGAAUUCACAAGAACCUUCAACGGUAACAAAUGGGGGCACAACGGUCCCUACUUAGUAUCAAGAGUCGUUGCAAGAAUCAAUAGUUCUUCAUUGGAGUUGGGAUUCUCUGUUCUUCCACCAUCUGCGUUUUAUCCAGUGGAUUGGACUAGAAUCAGAGGAUUUCACAGAGCUUCCACGAAUGAGAGUGAGGCGAAUUGGUCGCGCAAGAGACUUAUGCAUUUACGUAAACAUAGCUUUGCUGUUCAUCUUUGGAACAGAGAGAGUAAGAAGCUUAGGAUUGAAGAAGGAAGCAUCAUUCAUCGACUCAUGUCUGAAUCUUGUAUCUUCUGUAAUUCUUCAUCUUUACAUUAUAGUUAUUAA